Closterium sp. Yama58-4 is the source of this 2589-nucleotide messenger RNA. The record is from the annotation of a GenBank genome assembly. Lineage: Eukaryota; Viridiplantae; Streptophyta; Zygnematophyceae; Desmidiales; Closteriaceae.
AUGCGUCAGCAAGCACCUGUUCGAUCGGUUUUGGUACUUCUGUUACCAUCACUGAUCCUUCUCAGCUCUGUGAAACUUGUAAAACCGGCUGAUUUAGAGGACGCGCUCCGAAAGAGCAUAUUGUUCUUCGAGCAGCAGCGCAGCGGCAAGCUUCCUCCAGAUCAGAGAGCCAAAUGGCGCGGCGACUCAGGACUCAAGGACGGAAAGGACGUCGGGGUGGACCUGACCAAGGGGUACUACGACAGCGGCGACAACGUCAAGUACGGGCUGCCCAUGGCGUUCACCCUCACCACGCUCGCGUGGAGCGUGGUGGAGUACGGAAGCACACUGGCGGCACAGGGACAGCUGGACCAUGCGCUGGACGCUAUCCGCUGGGGCACCGACUUCUUCAUCAGCGCGCACCCGCAGCCUAACGUGCUGUACGCGCAGGUGGGCGACGGCCCGUCGGACCAUCGGUGCUGGCAGCGGCCCGAGGACAUGACGACGCCGCGCAUGGCGUUCCGCCUGGACGCCAGUAACCCCGGCACCGAGGUCGCCGCUGAGGCCGCCGCCGCCCUCGCAGCUGCCAGCAUGGCCUUCGCGUCGCGCGACGAAGAGUACUCGAGGGAGCUGAUUCGCCACGCCAAGGAGCUAUUCAACUUCGCCAACACGUACCGCAAGUCGUACGUGAGCAGCAUUCCGUCCGCCGCCGCCUUCUACAACUCCUACUCCGGAUUCAAUGACGAGCUGCUGUGGGCGGCGGCGUGGCUGCAGCGCGCGACGGGCGAGGCGCAGUAUCUGGCGUUCGUGAGGAAGAACAACGAGACGCUGCAGGGCGCCACCACGGCCAUGAACGCCUUCUCCUGGGACAACAAGUUCGCCGGCGCGCAGAUCCUGCUCUCCAAGGUAUUUUUCAAGGCGCGCGACCCCGCGCUGUACGGCUACCAGCUGCGCGCCAAUGACUUCGUGUGCGCCACCGUCGUGCGCGGCACCCGCACGCCAGGCGGGCUGCUGUUCGUGCAGCCGUGGAGCAACCUGCAGUACGUGACGGCCGUGUCGCUGCUGCUCGCCGUCUACAGCGACUACCUCGACCGCGCCGGCGUCGCGUCCGUGCAGUGUGACUCCACCGCCGUCACCCCCGCCGCCAUGCGCAAGUUCGUCGGCAAACAGAUGAGCUACCUGCUGGGCGAGAACCCGCGCCGCAUGAGCUACAUGGUCGGGUACGGCGCGUCGUUCCCGAUGCGCGUGCACCACCGCGGCGCGUCCAUCGUGUCGAUAAAGAAGGACCCGCGCCCCAUUGGGUGCGAGGAGGGCUUCAAAUGGUUCCACACGCAGGCGCCGAACGCGAACGUGCUGGUGGGCGCAGUGGUGGGCGGGCCGGACAACAUGGACGCGUACAAGGACGAGCGCGACAACUACCAGCAGAGCGAGGUCUCCACGUACGUCAACAGCCCCCUCGUCGGCGCGCUCGCCCGCCUCCUCGCCGCCGAUGCCCCCCUGCCGCCCAACCAGCAGCCUGGUGGAGGCAGCUGGGGCGGAGGGAAGGGCAAGGGUGGAGGCAACGGUACAAGGGAUGGAAGCAGCGGAAAUAAAGGCGGGGGGCAGCGGGGUUCCGGCAGCGGGAGCAAGAGUGGCGACACGGGUGAUAAGGGGGGUGCCGAGAAGAGUGGCAGUGGGAAGAAGCCCGAUAAAGAUGGGAAGAAGGGCGGUGAGGGUAGUGGGGACAUGAAGUACAGAAAUGGUACCAACAAGGGCAGCGGUGGCAGCAGCAAGUCUGGCAACAAGAAGUCGGGCAACAAAAAGCCAGGCGGGAAUGAUUCGGGCAGCAAUAAGUCGGGCAGCAACAAAUCUGGCAGCAACAAGUCUGGCAGCAACAAAUCUGGCAGCAACAAGUCUGGCAGCAACAAAUCUGGCAGCAAUAAAUCGGGUAGCAAUAAGUCGGGCAGCAAUAAGUCGGGCAGCGACAAAACAAGUAAUAAGUCGGGCAGCGACAAAUCAGGCAGCAAUAAGUCGGGUAGCAGCAAAUCUGGCAGCAAUAAGUCGGGCAGCAACAAGUCGGGCAGCAACAAUUCUGGAUUCAACCGUGCCGAUUCCACGGGCACACAAGGCCCAUCCACGACUUUCAUUGCAUCAGUGCGCGAUGCCGAGGACACCCCAGAUGGCCCCAUCCCCAUGCACACCGCACAGCAUGCCAACUUAGGCGUGAGCCCCUGGACAGGCGAUAGUGGUGUAACUGGUGUAAGUGGCGGUGGGAUAAAGGCACAGCAGCCUCAAGGGUUGAACAGCAUGGCAGCAGCAGGCAGAGGGGCUUCCCAGUGGCAGGUGUCGGUGACAACGGUGGUGACGGCGCAGUGGCAGGACGUGCAGGGGCGCAGCAUGGCGCAGUACAUGGUUCUGCUGCGCAACGACGGCACCACAACGCUGGCCCACAUGCGCCUCACGGCACAGGGCUUCCACCCCACAAGUGCUUGGGGCCUCGUGCGAGCUGGUAAUGCCUACCGAGUUGUGGAAGGAGGUGGUGCGCUGGCUCCAGGCCAGACCAGCCGAUUUGGGUAUGUGCAGGAGGGAGAGGCAGCAUCAUUCAAACAAGCCCUGCAAGAGGAGGCCUGA